CUGUAAGUUCCGCACGUGCUGCCAAACAUUGUGGGAGACGGCUUCGCGCGAGCCGGACGUUGAUCCUUCAUGGCGGUUGCAUUCCAACAGCUUGUUUCUUUUCACCCAUCUGCUGCCACACUGCCAGUGAUGGCUUUUGGAUGGCAGUUCAGUCGGACCUGGGGAAUUGAAUCGAAGGCUGAAUCGAAGCUGAUUGACCUCUCACUACUGGCUCACUUUGACCUCGUCCUUCGGAGGGCUGAUGAUGACUGACUUCUCUCUACUUGCUCACUUUUACCUUGUCCUCUCUUCUCCUUCAGUUUGACCUCACGCGUUCCUUACUACCCUGGGCUGUGGUAUUACUGCCUCCAGUUGGAUCAAGCAUGUGAUACUACUACCACUGGCUAUUUAAUCCCUUUUCUUUCUCCUCUUCCUGCCUCUCUUCCUUCCCCUACUCCUCCACCUCUUCCUUCACUUCCUCACUCUCGAAUUCAUAUUCGUCUUCCUCUACCGUCUACACCUUCAAGCAUUGUAUCAACUUCUUCUCCCCUGAACCUUCCCUCUGGAUCUCCUUUUCCGGCAUCGCGUCUCUGCGCCUCCGAGGCUCGGUAACGGAAGGUUGGUGUUACUGUUCCUACAAUUCUAGCAGCAAGGUCUGUACAAAGUUCGACUUCUACCUUGGAAACACUGCCAGGCACUUGGUCUAAAAUUCCGUCAUCAUGCCAAGGUUGUCUCCGGAUGAUACGGAAAUGACAGGCAUGCCUUCCGACGCACCUCCGUGUGGUCGGGCUACGGCUUGCAAACCUGCACAACUCCAAUAUCCUCCUUACCGCGAACCCUCGUUCGAGUUAGCAACUCAGACAGGCCUGAAGAUUGCUCAAAUGAUUGCUGAGACUCUUGAGAAAUCUUCCCAAAGUCCACCCAAAACCCUCUUGAAAGAAGCAAAAGAGCUGGCCAAUUACCGACUCUCCACAGAACGGCUUGUCGGGUUCCUUGGACACUCAGGUCACGGCAAGAGCAGCACUAUCAAUUCUGUCUUGGGGAACGAGGAUCUGGCAAAGACAGAAGCAUGCGGGUCUGCUGUAACCCCAUUCGCAGUUGAGUAUCGUUUCCCAAAGCCCGAGCAUAAAUCACCAUUCACUAUGGAGUGCAAUAUGAUGACUAUGAGCGAAAUUGGGGAAUACCUUGGAAACUUACUUCGCGACUUUCGAAGGGUCGAAUUCGCGGAUGAGCAGGAGCGCAUUUCCAACUUCGAGGACCUCCAAGCGGACAGUCGAGCUGCCCAGGACGUCUUCGAAGCCGCUUUUGACGGAAUGACAGACUUCGACAUUUCCUUGCUUGAGCAUAAGGACAACGAAGAGAGCCGGAAGGCGGCAAUAGAGACUCUGAAAAGUUACGCUGUACGUUUGGAUUUCCCCGACGACAUGGACGACAAAGGAUUUUGGAUUCAGGAAGCAAAGAAUGCGGAGGAGUGUCAGCAGCAGCAGUCCAUCCUCCAAGAACGCGGACUGUGGCCUUUUGUGAAGCAGUUGACGGUCUACGCAAACAUCGACAUUCUGAACCCCGGUCUUACCUUGGUUGACUUGCCGGGAUCCCAAGACACAAACCUUGCCAGAGUAAGAGCUGCUCGAAAGGCGCAAGCAAAAUGCGAGAGCCUUUGCAUAGUAACCAACAUCGGCAGAGCUGUCGACAAUCCUGUGAUUCAGCAGACUUUGGAAGGUUUGCGAGGAGCCACAGAUGGCUUGGAGUCACCUUCUUGCGACAUCACCUUGGUAUGUACCCAUUCAGGAGAUCUGUCCAACAGAAGACCAAUCGAAAAAUUGGUCUCUGAGGCGGAAUUGAGGAAAGCCAAAGCAGAGCUCCACCGCGUAACGGGCAGUCGCGGGGACUUCAAGAGCUCCGAGGCCUACACAAGGGCCUGUAAAAGUGCGGAGUUCAAGAUCGAUACGCUCUUGAUCCAGAGCAGAAAUGCGAAGGUUCGUACCGGUCUGCUUCGGAAAUACCGCAACCUUUUCGGAGAGCAGGACGUGAAGGUGUUUUGCAUUGACAACAUGCUAGAAACUCAGGCAGGCGAAGACAUCGAUGGGGCGCUCAAUGGCAUACCACAGUUGCGUCAGCACCUCCGAGACCUUCCAGCCGAGGCCUUCUUCAAGGAGAAAGAUUUCUUCAUCUCCAACAAGAUUCCAGCCCUGGUGGCUUCAUUUCAGAAUUGGGUGGAAUCCAAUCAGAGCAUUAGCCCUGGGAGUAUUGAACAAUCCCCCUCCCUUCCCGAUACGGAUAGUCUCGAGCUAAGUUAUAUUCCCGCGGCAUGGAUCCCUAACACGCGCAUGGUUUUCAACCAGAAAAUUAAGAACAUUAUUCUAUCCUCAAGCCCGACAAUCACCUCGCAGUGUCUAGAAGCGGCGAGGCAUUGGGAGUCUUGGAAGUCGGCCUCAGUCCUAUCGUGGGUCAGGCGGCACGGCAAUCAUAUCACCCAGGCGCGGGGAUCCGUCAACUGGAACUGGGAUUUACUAUACCCCUUUGUCCAAGCUGUGGGCAAGAGAUGGACAGAACUCAAGCAUGACGUUGUCCCAUCACUGGCGGACCUGAAAGCAUCCAUCUUGGGUGUAUGGGAGGUAUAUGAGCUCAAGUGUCGCCAACUGAAUGCGCCGCCAAACUUGCAGGCAUCCUUGACUGGCAGAAUCAAUAACAUAAGAAACGACCUGGACAGCGCCGAGCAUGUGUGGCAUAAAGGCCUGAAGCACAUCAAGACUAGCUCUACCACACCCAACUGGCAGGGAGGCUCUUACAUUGUCGACUGUAUGUUGGAAACCUACGAGGAAGGUCGAACGUUCUCUGGGAGAGGGUCUACAGCUCUACGUCAUCAAGCUUUGCAGCAAAGAGUUUCUCACAGUGACUUUGUCGACGAUUUUGUCGAUCGAAUAUCCAAGGACUUUGAGGACCUGAUGGCAAAGGUAUCGACCAAAAUCACAAAAGUACUUGAGACCGAACUGCAAGCUGUUCGAAGUGACAUUGAAGUCAUGCAGAAGAAGAAGAUGAAGGAGACGGAGCCGACCGAUUUCAAAACGAAUCAGACCAUGAUCCAGGCGGAACUGACCAAAAUCAAAGACGAGAUCGACUAUGAGGAACUGUCUGCAGAUAUCCAGAAGAUGAUUUGCCAAAUGGACGAACUUGCUGCAACUGCGCGUGAAAUGGCAAAGAUACAGUAUGGUUGAAUCGCAGUUCUUGAUUCUCUGGGACCGAAAUUCAAGGGUUAAAGAUUUGGGCUGCGACAAGCGGGCAACUGCAACGAACAAACUUUAGGCCUGAGCUUUGGAGCAGCAACAACAACAACAACAACAACAACAACGCAACAUUUCUCAGUGUCAACAAAAUAAACGGAUGGUGUGGUAGAAUGACUUUGCUGUGCUGGAUCUGCUCCCUUGGUGACGGUCACAGCUGGGUGCAAAACCGACCAUUGAGGAACUAGAAGGAUUCACGCAUUGGAGAGAGGGAAAAGGAGCUAGGGGGCUGAUUGGGCAAUAGCAUGGCAUCAGGGUGGCCUCAAUUUGACGGUGGACUUGAGUCGAGACAAGACGACUUUGAAUCCGCCGGACGAUGUUGUGCUGGAUACCUACCUUAUGCACAUGACAUGAGCUUGAAUUGAGAGCAAUACAACGCGGCAUGCCAUAUCUUCGGCGGACUGUACGGAUAGAGAAUAAAAGCGUAACAACCUAAGUAUCUAUCUUAGGAUGUCUGGGAUCCAUAGACAGGACAGUGACUGCAGUGGAGAGAUCAAUGGCUUAAGAAGAGAGCCGAGUCCCCAAUGGUUGAUCUGGAACUACCCUAGCACUCGGCAAGCCCCCUUUUCUCGCGCAGCCUUGCAGUGGCUGACAUGAGAGGAUAUGAAGGUAAGAGGCAUCAUCAUCUUCUCCAUACAGAAUGAACUCGAGAGUCGAGUGCUCCCCCCAGGGAGAUUCCUGGUACGGUACUCUAGUACAUAUACUGGUGGUAUCCAGGUAUGUGCCUUUAUAGUCAGAUGGAGAACAAGGUACAUCACAUGUAUGUAGAAGGUACAGGCGUUGGAUGACCACCAAAUCUCCGUUCUUAUAAGUCGGACUCUGAUUCGG
Messenger RNA from Exophiala dermatitidis NIH/UT8656, 4088 nucleotides. RefSeq lists its product as uncharacterized. NCBI's taxonomy places the organism in Eukaryota, Fungi, Ascomycota, Eurotiomycetes, Chaetothyriales, Herpotrichiellaceae. The transcript is spliced from 3 exons. Bases 699 to 3194 code for a protein of 831 amino acids. The record is from RefSeq and is a predicted model, not a curated record.